Messenger RNA from Daphnia magna, 482 nucleotides. RefSeq lists its product as uncharacterized. Bases 125 to 433 code for a protein of 102 amino acids. Gene Ontology annotation, molecular function: chitin binding. Gene Ontology annotation, cellular component: extracellular region. Lineage: Eukaryota; Metazoa; Arthropoda; Branchiopoda; Diplostraca; Daphniidae. The record is from RefSeq and is a predicted model, not a curated record. The transcript has 3 exons.
GAAGCCUCGGUUUGGUUAUCAGUGAUGUAUCAGCGUCUGUUACACAUCAUCACGACUCCCAGUAUAAAAGUGUGAUCGUACCCUUGAUAUUAUCCAGAGACAAAUUACACUGCUUCCAAUCGCCAUGAGGAUUCUAGUCUCGUCCGUUUUUCUUCUAAUCGCUUUUACGCAUGUCUGUAUCGCUGCCGCUCAGGGUAGAGGUCCUGGAGGUCCCGGAGGUGAGCCUCCGGUGUUUGAUUGCACUGGUAAAGUUGGAUACUUUGCAGACCUCUGGAAAAACUGUGAGGUGUAUUAUCACUGCCGAGAAGAUGGAGCCAAGUUGACGUACGGUUGUUCUAGUCAACCUCAUCAAACGUACUUUGACGAAGCAGUGCGAAAUUGCGUUCAACAUUACAAGUGUCCAGAUCCAGAGCCUAUAUCCGCUCAAUUUUAAAACUGCAAUCAAACUUUCAGAACUAAAAAAAUACAACGAUUUUCUUUUA